AUGCUCGGCCGGCCAGAUUAUUGGGCGCCAGUGCACCACUGGGACACGGGCCAGGGCGACAAGAUACAAGCGUUUGACUUCUCCUGCCAGCAUCCACGCUGGAACCUGCAGGUCCAAGGGGCACCGCUGUCGGUGUACAUGCGGCACGACGUUUCCAAACGCGAGACCAUCUACCUCAUCUCGCACAAGCGACAGGAUAGCAGCAUCUACGCCUUGAAAAACGUGCUCGAAAUUGCGCUGCGCACCAGCUCCAAGCCAGCGCGACCGGGCAUCUUCCUGGACGACCCGUUCGACAUGCACGUCAUCUUGUCGACGCUGUCGCUCGAGGCAUCCAAACAUCACGUCCAGCGCUUCCGACGCUUCAUGUGGACGCAGAUCAACAAGGUCGACGACCAACUGGCCAGCCUGCAGAACCGCGACCGGACGCAGCUGUCGGAACUGACCAAGCAACUGCAGGUGAUCAGCCAGAACGCCGACUCGCACAUUGCCAACGCCGACGUGUGCAUCAUCACGGCCACGGGGAUCCGGGACGCCCACGCGCGCAUCUUCGACGCUCCGGUCGAGCCGUUCCGGCACCAGCAGGUGCGGGACUCGAUCGACUACGUGAUCGACUCGAUGCAGAAGCAGAAGAUGUGGUUCCUCAACUACAAGAACCGCAAGGACAGCACCAUGAGCCUGGUGUACAACCUGGUGACGCAGCAGGACGCGGCCAACAACAUCGGUCUCGCGGCCGACAUGAAGCGUGACAGUACCAGCAUGAGCGCCAUCGCCUCCUUGACCAUGGUCUUUCUUCCUGGUACCUUCACCGCCGCCAUCCUCGACGGUGGGAUCUUCUCCUCGCCGGGCGGCUCUCACGUCACCGUCAAUGGCAUCUGGUGGUUCUGGCUGCUCCUCACUUUGGUGCUGACUUUGAUCACCAUGGGGAGCUGGUGGCUGUACAGACGGAAAAAAGACGCCGAGAGCCUGAACCCGAUCCUGCUGGCAGACACGAACGCGAAAACGAGGACCGGCUCGACCAGACCGAAUCUCAAAAGCUUCUCGAGCGGCGGGAGUUUCUCGUGGCCUAAUCGGUAUAGCCUAGGGAGAAUAGGAAGCCAGGGAGAAGGAGGGAAAACGGAUUGA
This is a messenger RNA of Capronia epimyces CBS 606.96, 1122 nucleotides long. RefSeq lists its product as uncharacterized. NCBI's taxonomy places the organism in Eukaryota, Fungi, Ascomycota, Eurotiomycetes, Chaetothyriales, Herpotrichiellaceae. The transcript has 2 exons. The record is from RefSeq and is a predicted model, not a curated record. Bases 1 to 1122 code for a protein of 373 amino acids.